Molecule: messenger RNA, 3748 nt
Organism: Oncorhynchus keta (chum salmon)
Lineage: Eukaryota; Metazoa; Chordata; Actinopteri; Salmoniformes; Salmonidae
Product: chloride intracellular channel protein 4-like
Exons: 6
Coding region: 428-1186 (252 amino acids)
Source: RefSeq, a predicted model, not a curated record
CCAUCAAGACUCCUCUCUGAAACCCUGCCCACAUUUGUAUUGUUUGCUCUGCAGAGAACAUCACGCCUUUAAAUAUUCUUCCCUCCCGUCCUCCUCUCUUCAUCCUACUCCAGCACUCAAGCAAUCAAAAAGACUGAAGAGUCAACGGGAUCAACGAUCGCUGAACACCGAGGAAAGCGGUCAGUUUUGUAGACUGGAUGCACCAAUAGCACAUUGCUAUAUUCGUGGUCGACUUUCUCCUCCCAGCACCUCAGCACUCUUGUGUGAGAAUUGCAGCGAUUGUCCAGCUGGUCACUAGCCUUGGAAAAGCUGUUAUCCGAAUACUGCGCGGAAAGAGGGUGGCGAAGAAGAGCGAGUAGGCUGAAGAUACAAGUUUGUUGGAAAAUAAUAUAUAUUUCAUUUGGAACAUUUUUAAGUUUAGUUCACAAUGUCUCUGUCUGUACCCCAUAAUGGAAUCAAGGCGGAUAACGAACCCGUUAUCGAGCUCUUUGUGAAGGCGGGAAGUGAUGGCGAGAGCAUUGGGAACUGCCCCUUCUCCCAGAGACUCUUCAUGAUCCUGUGGCUGAAGGGAGUGGUCUUCAACGUCACCACAGUGGACCUGAAGAGGAAGCCUGCAGACCUCCAGAACCUGGCCCCAGGCACACACCCUCCCUUCAUCACCUUCAACGGGGAGGUCAAGACAGACGUCAACAAGAUAGAGGAGUUCUUGGAGGAUGUCCUCAGCCCACCCAAGUUCACCAAGCUUAGUGCCAGACACCCUGAGUCCAACACAGCUGGGAUGGACAUCUUUGCCAAGUUCUCAGCCUUCAUCAAAAACUCAAAACCCAAUGCCAACGAAGGUCUAGAGCGUGGGCUGUUGAAGACCCUGCAGAAGCUGGAUGAGUACCUGCGCUCCCCACUGCCCGACGAGAUCGACCACAACAGCAUUGAGGACGUCAAGACCUCCACUCGCAAGUUCCUGGAUGGUGACAACAUGACACUGGCUGACUGCAACCUUCUUCCCAAGCUGCACAUCGUCAAGGUGGUGACCAAGAAGUACAGAGGCUUUGACAUCCCCAAGGACAUGAUAGGUAUCUGGCAGUACCUGCAGAACGCCUACACACACGAGGAGUUCACCAACACCUGCCCCAGUGACAAAGAGAUCGAGAUCGCCUACCAAGACGUGGCCAAGAGGCUGAUCAAAUAGGCCCCCCCCCCUUACACCCAACACUGGGACUGGUCUGUUUAGACACGAGAAAGAAAACUAUGGACUACCUUUCCUUCUCUCCUAAUUUAGAGCAAACACAAUGCAUGAGCUCCUUUGUUCUUACUUUUCCCUUUUAUUUUUGGAGAUCUCUUGAGUACAUGAAGCAGCUCAGAAAGUUUACUGACGGUCCAUUGUUUAUAACUUUUUUUAGGUUUUCUCUUUGAUAUGAUGAUUUGAAUGGCGAUCUCUCAGAUCAGACGCAGGCUGGUGUGUAUCAGAGCUUAUCAGUGUUGGAGGGCAAUCUAAACACACUCCUUAUGAAGUGGCCUUCCGGCUGACCCUCUGUCUCCUCAUGGGAAUAUGGUCACAACCUGUGUUUUUCCGUUCAGCUGUUCAAUAUUCAUUUGCUAUUUAGGCUUGCUAUGAAAGUGAAAAUUACAAGGCUGAAAUUGUGUUUUGUGUUUUGGCUACAGAGUUGAUUUAUGCAGUGUUGAAAGAUUCAGUGUUUUUGGCUCUAGAGGAUAAAUGAAGGCAGGUUUCACUGCAUGUAGACAGACGCUAGGCCAAACCACCGAGUUUGACAUACUGGUGCGAUAUGCUUCAUUUUACUGUUGCGUUGCUUAAGUCAAUUGCAACAACUAUAAUAGAAGUAAGGCUACAUGUUUUCCAUGCUCUGAUACCAUUUUCCUCCUUGACCUUAUGCUGAGCUCAGUCAGGGCUUUCCGAGAUGUACCUGUAGCAGGUGCUUGGAUGAGAUGUUUUCAGCUCAGGACAAUGGAACCUGAGAUUAAUGAAAUAUGUAGCAAUGAAAUAUUAGAUCAUAUCUAGCAGAAAAAAACAACCAUUUAGACUUCAUCACUGCAUUGCCUCACAUCACUGCUCCAUAUAGACACUGACACUCUGGGCAGUGAAGCUCUAUUUUACCAGAAAUAACAUCUGUUUUUUAUUUUCUCCUGUAAAGCAUGAAGAGAAGUCUUUAGCUUGUGUUGUUCUGGCAGCAGUGGUAGCUUAUAUUAUACUUCAGCCACCAAAAAGGGCACAUUCAUUCUGGUCUCACUGUGGAUUGAAUGACUCCUGCUAUCUAAACUAGUGAAGUAUAAAAACCACACACUUUCCCUUUCUCCCAUAGAAUACAGAGGAACGGUAAUGUGCAUCAGGGAAGAUGACACUAAAGAUAUUUAUGAGAAAAGGAAUCGGGGAGAGGAGAAUGGUAAUAUAAUGAAUAUCAUGUAGGAUUUCAUUUUCUCAUUAUUUCAAAUGCUCUCAAAAGGUAGUGAAUGUAUUCUUUCGUAGUUCCAAAAUGCUUUAGUGUGGAUAAAGCAAAAAUAUAUAUUGUUUUUUAUCUCCUCGUGUUUUGCCGCCAUCUUUUCAGACAUUUGUUGUAAUACACAUUUCAUAAAAGGAAUUGUAAAUAUUUGUUUUGAUUAUUCAGAAUUCAAUGUGUACAUUUUGUACACUUAUUGGUUUGAUUUUGGGGAAAAUAGGCAUUUUUUACCUGCUUGGGUUUUAAUACUAGAAGACAUCUCCUUUGGCCUUUUUUAUUUUCUCCUGCGCAGUUUUUCCAAAAUCACUGUAAUGACGUGUAUGUCAAUGUCAGAAGAAAAGAUCCAGAUUUUUUUUUAAAGAAUAUUGAUUUUAUUGAAAUAAACCUCUUAUUGGCACUCUGGUUUGUAGCUGUGAUUGCUAGGGGCUGUUCCAGAACGCAGGAUCAAUAAGUUCUAAAAUCAGUUACCUAGAGGGCCUACAUGUCAUUAUGUUAUGGGUGAUUGAGGGGAGACAGAGCAGGGGGGAGUAUACUCCAAAGCAAGAUCAAUGCAUUAGCCAGCUAACUUCCCUUAAUAUUCUGAAAUCACUUAAUAUUUUUUCACAAAGAUGGACCAUGCCCAUUUCAAGGUUAACUGCUUCAACAACCAAAAAUACAUAUCUAAGUUUAGCUUUCUUAAUGAGUUAGAGAGGUAUCUUUGGUCAACUCUGAUCGGGAUAACCGGGUCAUAUGGAGGUGGCUCACCUUUUAGCCAGGUAAAUUUAUAUGGCAACGAAUCCUUCAGAACUAACCUGCUCACAGCUAACUCCACCAGUGGAGUCUGGUGGGAGGAGCUAUAGGAGGACAGGGUCAUUGGAAUGUAAUAAAUGGAACUGAGUCAAACAUGGUUUCCAUAUGUUUGAUACGUUCAAUUUAUUACUAUAAGCCAGCCCUCCUAUAGCUCAUCCCAUCAGCCUCCACUGAACUUCACUCACCCUGAAUUAAAUGACUGAGCCACGAUUUGAGGACCAAUGAAAUCAGAUUCCUUCCCUCUUGCAAAGAUUGCGUCAUCAUCCCUUUCAUUUGAGGAAGAAUACUGAUUAAAUAUUUUUAUUAAUCAAUUGUUUUUGUGUAAAAAAAAAAGUUGUUAAAGUAUGACAUUACACAUUUAGUAAUGACAGAAUGCAUUUUAAACUUCACGCACAGUAUAAACACUUGUAUGAUGACAUUUUUUUCUGAUAAACGUUGGAGAAGAUGUAUUGAGAAGCACACCAAAGUCGGUGUUAAAGAUAUGUAAUAAAAGCCUAUUUCAAACUAUA